Molecule: messenger RNA, 750 nt
Organism: Talaromyces rugulosus
Lineage: Eukaryota; Fungi; Ascomycota; Eurotiomycetes; Eurotiales; Trichocomaceae
Exons: 2
Coding region: 1-750 (249 amino acids)
Source: RefSeq, a predicted model, not a curated record
AUGGCCGCGGUUGUUGAGACCAGCGCAACCGCCCCCGCAAAUGCGCCCACUGUGACCUUGAGAGCGCCGACGACGCUUUUCCAUCACAGCCUGGUGACCAAGGAUUUCGAGCUGCUCAAGUUCCACGCGGCUUCCGCCUUGCAGCUGCAAUUUGGCGGACAGCGCCACGAACAAGUGGUGACCUCGGACGACCGAUUGAUUGCCUCGCCGUACAAUGAACCACUGAACUUGCUGGAUUUGAGACGUCUCGACACGCCAAACCAGCUGCUCGCAAAGGCCUUGACCAUACUCAAGCCCCUGCGUGACGACUAUGCCACUGCUCCAUACACCGAGUCGUUCAACUGGCAGGCCGUUGUCGAUUUCCUGCGCGAUCUCUCUGCCGCCGAGGGCCACCGAUGGAAGAAGCAAAAGUUUUACGUCGUCACCUUCCGCUCGCAGCUCCUACCGGUCAUCGACGAUCAGCGGCUAACUGACCUCGAUUACUAUUCGCACCAGGAAGCCAUAGCCAGCGGUGGUCUGCUGAAGUAUUGGUUCGGCACCAAAAAUGAGAAGCACCAGAACCUGGCAACCUGCAUUUGGAGAGCGAGAGAGGAUGCGCGAGCCGGAGGCACUGGCCCUUGGCACAAGCAGGCCAGGGCCGCGGCCCGCGAGUUGUACGACAGUAUUGUUUUCAAGACAUUGAAACUGGUCAUUGAUGACGAUGCCUCCUCAUGGGAGAUCAAUGACUGGACGAGCGAAGACGACGAUUAG